UGGUUAUGUUUUGUAGGUAGUUUGAAUUUUUAAAAUGACAUCACAUAACAAAUAAUCAUAUUAUUAUUUAUUAUACAUCAAUACAUUAUUCACUUACAUGGACAUGAUCAGCGUUUAAAGUACAUCAUAGUCGACGUCCCGGACCAACCACCGUCUUUAACAUAGAAUUAUACCAAUUCAAGAUGAGCAACCAAACAAGUACAACGGAUUCAACAUUUAAAAUGCCUAUGGCACCUCCAGUUUAUCCUUCUCAAUCCGAAGCUUUACUUUUUCAAGAUAUUAUAGAAGAGAAAACUAUUGCACUUCACAGUAUAUUGAAUGAUUUUUUGAAAGUGCAUCCUUAUCGUAAAUUUGAUAUUGAAUUUAAUAUGUUUUUAAAACGUGUAAAACGCAUUAUCAUUGAUGGGCAUCGUGCUGGUGCUAAUGUCUCUCGGAUUACCAAUUCAUCACAUAUCGCUCCACUUUACGCUAGGCCAUCAGCAAGUUUCAAUUACAGGCCAUCUACAAGUUUUAACUAUAGACCACCAACCACUAUGUCAAUGGUUAGUUCUAGUGACCAAAGCAUGUUGAGAUUACCAGAAAAUAAUUUUCAUUCCAUCGAACCUAGCGAACUUUCAAAUCCAUUUAAACCACCAGAUUGUCUUCAACCUAAAGUGGUAUUAACUCGUAUUGAACAGUCAAGCUGUGAUUCUCAUAAAUCACCUUCCACAAGUUCCACAGUUAUGAAAGUAAGCCAAAAUCAUAAUGUGACUGUUGAAGAAAAUAAUACUCUUGAAAUUGCUCAGCAUUCUAAAUCUCUAUCAACAAAUCAACCAACUGCACGUAAUACAUAUUCUGAUGUAACAUUUGAAGAGAAUAAAUCAAUAUCUGAAUCACAUAAAAAUGAAAACAUGAAUGAUGACAAUAAUUCAAUUGAAUCACUUCUUGAAGAUGUUGGAUUUAAAAUUAUUGUUGGAUUAACAGAAAAUAAAAAUGAGACCUCAAAAAAGAGUAAUGCAAGUCAACAUCAAAACAAUCAAUUAAAUGUAUUAGAAAAUGUUGAAAAAUUCUUGUCUAUGUGGUCUUUGAAUAUGAAACUAAUCAAAUCAUCAGAACAAUCAUCAAAAUUUGUUUUAAUUUUAACUGGAAAUUUGUUGGGAGAAGAUAAGCAGACAGUUGUUGAAAAGCGUCACGAAGCUGGCGUUUUAGAAGGCAGAAAAGAAAAUAGUUUAGUCAAAACCAAAAAUGGACUAUACCGUUUGGUUGGCAAUAUCAUUGGUGGAUCACCUAAUGAACUAUAUCAAACAUGCAUAUCGGUCAAUGGCAUUCCAAGAACAUGGAGAAAAAUUGUGAAACAACUAACUGGGGUUGAAAAUAAAACAAAACAAAUGUUUGAUUUUUCAAUAAGUUCCCCUGCUGGACCAAUUGCCAAACCAAUUAAAUCUGCUGUGAAUCUUGAUGCAAGUAUGACCAGAAAAGGAACAACUUACAGUAAAAAUAUGACACUUGCAAAUCACAAAACAAAUAUAAAAAGAAAAUUGUCUGAAUAUGCUGAAACUGAACAUAAUAAAAUUAAACAUCGUAGAUUCUGUGAACAUACGCCAUUAUUACUAGCAUCCACACCAAAAAAACCAAAAAAACAGUCCACUAUGUUUGAAACUCCAAGUCAAAUUUUGAGAAAGAAGAUAAGUCAGAAUCUAAACAAUAAUCCAAACAAACGACAAAAGCUGGAUAGUGUUAACGAUUCUAUAAAUAUAAACAAAAGAAGACAAUCUCACUUAAAAGAACAGAUAAACAUAUUUUUGAAGCCAAAAACACCUGAAAAAACAUUGAUGAGUAGUAUUAAUAAUACAAAACAUACCAAUCAAACAUCAGUAAAUAAAUCAGAAAUAUUGAACAGUUAUAAAAGCAGUGCUACAAAAUCAAAAAAUAAUACAUUAGAAAACUCAUCUGUAACAAAAAACCAUACCAAGCAACAAUCUAAAAUGAAAACAACCAUAAACUCCACCAAUAGCAGUGUAGACAUAUCUAAAAUUAAAACAAGUUUACUUUCCAAAUCUAAAGAAAAUAAAAAAACCAUUAACUCUACCAAUAGCAGUGUAGACCACUCUAAACUUAAAACGAGUUUACUUUCCAAAAAUAAAGAAACCACAAACUCCAACAAUAGCAGUGUAGACAAAUCUAAACUUAAAACUAGUUUACUUUCCAAAUCUAAAGAAAAUGAAAAAACCAUAAAGCAAAAAACGCCACAAAUACCCAAAAGUAAAACAGCUACAAGACAUGUAAGCAUUGUGAAAGAAAUUAAAAAAAAAAAUGUAUCAGGGUCAGCAAUUGCUCUCCAUCAAAGUAAUAACAAAUGUGUAAAGGCAAUCAGAUCUAAGACAAACAAAUGUGAUGAAAGUUUUAACAGUGAAACACAUAAAAAGUUGAAAGUAGAUAAAUCUAAAACCAAACAAAUGCAUUGCCCCAACAGUUCGUCAACAGAAUCUGACCUUUUUGGUUGCAUAGACCAUGCUGAUUAUGGUAAUGUCAGUGAUUUUAAUUUUAUGGCAUCUCCAGGAAAAUUAAGUGUAGCAUCAGGUAAUGACCAAUCCAGGAGUGUGACGCCUCCAUUGUUCAGUUAUCAAUGGAAUUCAACCGCCAAACCUUCAGCCAUUAGUGAACCACCCACCCCACUGAGUAAAUCAAUUGAGGCCAAAGCAUUGAAGCGAGUUAAAGCUCCCAAAAUUACGCUGGAAGAUGAAAUAAAAUACAACAAAAAACGAAAUACCAAACGAUCCAUUGAUUUCAAAACAGCCUCAGAUAAAAUAAACAAAAUGUUGGAAUUUGGUAAUGAUGAAGAUGAAGAAGAUUAACCAUUGUUUUUUGUAUUUUUGAUGAUAUUUUUUUUUUAUUAACUGAAUUUUGCAAUCGUUUGACAUAAUUUAUCAUCAAUUCAACUUAUUGUUAAUUACAUCCAUUGUCUUUUUAAGAAUUGCUAAUUUAUAAAUAUUUUUUAGAGAUUUUAUACCUUGUUAUUUAAAUAUUUGUAAUAUUCCUUUUUUCAUUUUUUUGUUAUGAAAAAUAUUUUUAGAAUAGUUUUGUUCCUAAAUGGUAUAUAAAAUUGUGAUGUGUUUUCUUAUAAUAUAAGAGUUCUAGACAAACACCUAUGUACAUCUUUGGGAUUUGAUUGUUAUUUACAUAGUGUUUAGACAUUGCAUUUGUGUACUCCGUACUUUAUAUUCAGUUAUGUAUAACUUGCUUCAUAAGCAAAACUGAUUAAAUAAUUUAGCAUAUUUUUUGAAUUUAGAAUACAUAAGAUACAUACUUGAUUUCAAGACAUUAUCAUUCUAAGUAUAUAAUUGUACUUGGCACAUUUUAAAAAUUUGUACAUACAAAUUUUUAUUUGUUUUUUUUGUUUCUUAAUUGGCCAAAUUAGAUACCUGUAGUAUAAUACAUACCAUACUUGAAUUGAUGUACAAUAUUAUUUAUUACUUAUUGCUUUCCAAAGUUUCUACUUUUCAAGCCAUUUACAUAAUUGUAAGUUUUUUUUUAUUUUGAAAUUUUUAAUUCAUAUUUUUAGUGAACUAGUGCAUGCAUAUUUCAUGUUUUUUAAUGCAUGAUUUCAUGGGUGGAGUAACGGGUCUGGACAUUUAUGGUUAAGGUUAAGUUAAUGUUAUGGUCUAGCAGCCGUUUUAUCCAUUUUUUUUUUUGUUUAAUAUAUUAUUAGUUUGAUUAUUAGAAAGAAUAAGAAAACAAAGAAAAUAAAUUAAUUAACUUGUAUACAAUAUUACUUCCAUAUGUAGUUACAUACUUAUUAAUCUUAUUAUAUAUAAUUUUAUGUAAUGGUUGUAUUCAUAGAUCAUAGGUCUUAUAACUAAAACAUUUUAUAUAAGUAAAUGAUAUUCAUAUACCAAAUACAAAAUAUAUCAGCAUUAAUAAAUUAUCAAAAUAAUUUUUUUCAAUUCA
Molecule: messenger RNA, 3927 nt
Organism: Metopolophium dirhodum (rose-grain aphid)
Lineage: Eukaryota; Metazoa; Arthropoda; Insecta; Hemiptera; Aphididae
Exons: 4
Coding region: 183-2834 (883 amino acids)
Source: RefSeq, a predicted model, not a curated record